Rhineura floridana is the source of this 1726-nucleotide messenger RNA. It is a transcript of the gene RAB1A, whose product is annotated as RAB1A, member RAS oncogene family. Gene Ontology annotation, molecular function: GTPase activity; GTP binding. The transcript is spliced from 6 exons. NCBI's taxonomy places the organism in Eukaryota, Metazoa, Chordata, Lepidosauria, Squamata, Rhineuridae. Bases 308 to 925 code for a protein of 205 amino acids. The record is from RefSeq and is a predicted model, not a curated record.
UUGAGCGGGCCGCCGCCACUUCCUUAUCAUCAUGUAAGCUCUAGCCCUCCUCCAGAGGCUUCUCUGUUUCCUGGUUCGGGAGCCGGCAGCCAUUUUGGGUUCUAGGUACCAGAGCGGAGGCUGCCGCCGCCACCGCUGCCUGUGAGGGGAGGAGUCGAGCCCGGUGAAAAGAGAAACGGUGCCCGCGGCCGGCGCUGCUCGGUUGGAUAGGAAGCGUGACCCCCGAGGAGCUGCCGCCGGUGGGUCUGGCCGCCGCUUGCUCCGCGGAGCGAGUUCGUUCUCUACAGGCCGCGGGGCCCCCGCUGACAUGUCAAGCAUGAAUCCGGAAUAUGACUAUUUAUUUAAGCUGCUUCUGAUUGGAGACUCUGGUGUUGGAAAAUCUUGCCUUCUGCUGAGGUUUGCAGAUGAUACAUACACAGAAAGCUACAUCAGCACAAUUGGUGUAGAUUUUAAAAUCAGAACUAUUGAGUUGGAUGGAAAAACGAUCAAACUUCAGAUAUGGGAUACAGCAGGGCAAGAGAGAUUUCGAACAAUCACUUCUAGUUAUUACAGAGGAGCUCAUGGCAUCAUAGUUGUGUAUGAUGUUACAGAUCAGGAGUCUUUCAAUAAUGUAAAACAGUGGCUGCAAGAAAUAGACCGCUAUGCCAGUGAAAAUGUUAACAAGUUGUUGGUAGGGAACAAGUGUGAUCUGACCACAAAGAAAGUAGUAGAUUAUACAACAGCAAAGGAAUUUGCAGAUUCCCUUGGGAUUCCAUUUUUGGAAACCAGUGCAAAGAAUGCAACAAAUGUAGAACAGUCUUUCAUGACCAUGGCUGCUGAGAUCAAAAAGCGGAUGGGUCCUGGAGCAACAGCGGGUGGCGCAGAGAAGUCUAACGUUAAAAUUCAGAGCACUCCAGUCAAGCAGUCUAGCGGAGGUUGCUGCUAAAACUCUCCUCCCCAUUUGUUUCUCAACAACGAAUUUGAAAUCUGAACCCAAUUGAAAAAAAUUGCCUGAAUUGUACUGUAUGUAGCUGCACUACAACAGAUUCUUAUCGUCUCCACAAAGGUCAGAGAUUGUAAAUGGUCAAUACUGACUUUUUUAUUCCCCCAACUCAGUAAAGCUAACUUCAUUUUCAGAAAUGUGUUAAACCUUUUGUGUGCUGGUUUAUAAAUGUGUGUAACCCUUGUUGCUUUUCUUAUACCAGAUUGUUUCCUGUGGUUGGCUAAACUUGGAAUAUAUUUUUUUUGUUCUGAUCAUAUUGGCAUGUUUAGAUGUCAGGUUUAGUCUUCUGAAGAUGAAGUUUAGCCUUUUUUGUAUCUAACAGCACAACUGUGUCUGUCACUUUUCCAUGCAUAAAAUUAAGUAAUAUGUUCUAUGUAAAAUCUGAUUUGCUAGUUCUUUGUAGAGUUGUAAAUGGAGAGAUUACACUCUGACCUGGAUCCAAAGAACUGCACCAAUUAGUUCCAUGUGCCCAAGGCAGGAUUGGACUCUACUUGCACCUCUUCCAGUAAAACGUUUUUGAAACUGUGGCAUGUUUCAUGGGGGGUGGCUGCCAUUCAAAGGAAAGUUGUAGAUUUCUAUUGGCCACGCCUAAGACCUUGGGCAAUCCUGAAGGAGCUCUUUGGAUCCCAGAUGCUGAUUUUUCUUAAUACUCUGCAUAUAAUUUCUGGCUGCAGAACAUUGUAAUUUGUUGCACAAUAUGUAACAAACUGAAGAAAUGUUUAAUAAAUAUUGUACUUAUUGGAA